Messenger RNA from Nyctereutes procyonoides (raccoon dog), 4986 nucleotides. It is a transcript of the gene P2RX7, whose product is annotated as purinergic receptor P2X 7. The record is from RefSeq and is a predicted model, not a curated record. The transcript has 13 exons. Gene Ontology annotation, biological process: monoatomic cation transmembrane transport; response to ATP. Gene Ontology annotation, molecular function: purinergic nucleotide receptor activity; extracellularly ATP-gated monoatomic cation channel activity; ATP binding. Gene Ontology annotation, cellular component: nuclear inner membrane; plasma membrane. Bases 103 to 1890 code for a protein of 595 amino acids. Lineage: Eukaryota; Metazoa; Chordata; Mammalia; Carnivora; Canidae.
CAGAAUGUUUCAUUUUCCUUUUACUGGUAGGCCUGCUGUGGCUUGGUCUGGAAGGAUUGAACCCUCCUCGUUCAGACCCUAGUGGAGAGUGAGCCUCUCACCAUGUCAGCCUGCUGCAGCUGUAACGAUAUUUUCCAGUAUGAGACAAACAAAAUCAUCCGGAUCCAGAGCAUGAAUUAUGGCACCAUUAAGUGGAUCUUCCAUGUGAUCAUCUUUUCUUACAUCAGCUUCGCUUUAAUCAGUGACAAGCGGUACCAACAGAAAGAGCCUCUUAUCAGUUCUGUACACACCAAGGUGAAAGGGACAGCAGAGGUGAAAAUGGAGAUAUUGGAGAAUGGAAUCAAGAAGAUGGUGUCUACUGUCUUCGACACUGCGGAUUACACCUUCCCCUUGCAGGGGAACUCCUUCUUCGUGAUGACAAACUUUCUCAAGACAGAAGGCCAACAGCAGGGGUUCUGUCCUGAGUUUCCCACCCGCAGGACACUCUGUUCCAAUGACUGGGGCUGUAAAAAAGGAUGGAUGGACCCACAAAGCAAGGGGAUCCAGACCGGAAGGUGUAUAGAGUAUAAAGGGAAGCAGAAGACUUGUGAAGUCUCCGCCUGGUGUCCCAUCGAGGCAGUGGAAGAGGCCCCCCGGCCUGCACUCUUGAACAGUGCUGAAAAUUUCACUGUGCUCAUCAAGAAUAACAUUGACUUCCCUGGCCACAACUACACCACUAAAAACAUCUUGCCAGAUAUAAACAUCACUUGUACCUUUCACAAGACUCAGAACCCACAGUGUCCCAUUUUUCGAUUAGGAGAUAUCUUCCAACAAACAGGAGAUAAUUUUUCAGAUGUGGCAAUUCAGGGAGGGAUCAUGGGCAUUGAGAUCCACUGGGACUGCAACUUAGACAGUUGGUUCCAUCACUGCCGUCCAAAAUACAGUUUCCGCCGCCUUGAUGACAAGAACACCACCACUGAGUCCUUGUACCCUGGAUACAACUUCAGAUACGCCAAGUACUAUAAGGAAAACAACGUUGAAAAACGGACUCUGAUAAAAGUCUUUGGGAUCCGUUUUGACAUCCUGGUUUUUGGCACCGGAGGAAAAUUUGACAUUAUCCAGUUGGUCGUGUACAUUGGCUCAACCCUCUCCUACUUUGGUUUGGCCACUCUGUUCAUUGACUUUCUCAUCAACACUUACUCGAGUAAAUGCUGUCGAUCCCACAUUUAUCCCUGUUUCAAGUGCUGUGAAUACUGUGCAGUCAACGAAUACUACUACAAGAAGAAGUGUGAGACCAUUGUGGAGCCAAAGCCGACAUUAAAAUACGUGUCCUUUGUGGAUGAAGCCCACAUUAGGAUGGUGGACCAACAGCUACUUCGGAGACGUCUACAAGAUGUCAAAGGUGAAAAAGUCCCAAGACCCUCAAUGGAAUUCACAGACUUGUCCAGGCUGUCCCUGUCUCUCCAUGACCCGUCCCCUAUUCCUGGACAAUCAGAGGAGAUGCAGCUGUUAAGUGAAGAAGCGACCCCUAGAUCCAGCAACAGCCCAGACUGGUGCCAGUGUGGACACUGCCUCCCAUCCCAGCUCCCCGAGAGCCAGCGAUGCCUGGAAGAGCUGUGCUGUCGUAAAAAGGCUGGUGCCUGCAUUACCACCUCAGAGCCGUUCAGGAAGCUCAUCUUGUCCCGACAGGUCCUGCAGUUCCUCCUGCUCUACCAGGAGCCCUUGCUGGUGCUGGAUGAAAACUCCAACAGCCGGCUGCGGCACUGUGCCUACAGGUGCUACACCACCUGGCGCUUUGGCUCCCAGGACCUAGCCGACUUUGCCAUCCUGCCCAGCUGCUGCCGCUGGAGGAUCCGGAGAGAAUUUCCCAAGAGUGAAGGCCAGUACAGUGGCUUCAGGAGUCCUUACUGAUGGCACAGGGCUGAGCAAGCAUGUUAACGUUCCCUUUGUUUGCACCUGAGCUUGACCUGCAAAGAUCUGUGGCCAAAUUUUCAACCAAAGGGAGAUGUGUUUCCUCUCCUGCAGCCCUAGAUGUGCCAGAGAGCAGACUAAACAACCCAACAAGUAAACUAGAAUCCCUCAGCAUGGACUGAGAGUCAAGAGAUUCAGAUCUAUGCCUCAAUUCCAUCCCUGGGAAGUUGUAUGAUCCUAGGGCUUUAACUCUGUGCCUCAGCUGCCUUACUAUCCAACCUGCUAUUCCACAGAGACAUCAGGAGAAGAAACUUAGAGAGUGUGCACUUUCUUGCUAAUGCACAAAGAGCUAUAUGAAUGCAAAGCAGCUCCUUCUGAGGCCACACUGGGAAAAUGUACAACUAUGAACCAACCCUUUGGGUGCUGGUUGGAGAAGAUGGGAGGAUUAAAAGUGGCCACACUCAGCAGUUUAGCGCCUGCCUUCGCCCCACGGCGUGAUCCUAGAGUCCUAGGAUCAAGUCCCACAUCGGGCUCCCUGCAUGGAGCCUGCUUCUUUCUCUGCCUGUGUCUCUGCCCCUCUUUCUCUCUCUCUCAUGAAUAAAUAAAUAAAAUCUUAAAAAAAAAAGUGGCCACAAAUUCUUUGGCACUUGUCCCUGAGAGUUAUGUCUCCUCCCCUUGUAUCUAGGCAGUUCUGAUGGCUUUAUCCAGCAGUGGAAGUGACACUGUGCCAGCUUUGGGGUCUUGGUCUUGAGGCUGGCAGCUUCCACUUCCUAUCCUGUCCCACGUCUGCUGUGAAGGAAGCCAGCCCCCAUACAAAGGUCUGGCUAUCCUGAGACCACCCUACUGUGAGGAAAUUCAAGAAGCUACAUGGAGAACAGAAAUGCCUCCAGUUCCCAGCUUCCAAGCCAAACAAACUCAGUCACUAGACAUGGGAGAGCCACUCAGUACAUAUGCUUUCAGAUAUGUACUGAUGCUUUCGGAUGAUUCCACACCCUGCUAACAUAGGACUGCAACUAUAUGAGAUGCCCUGCACAGAACAAAAGUGUUGUUUUAAGCCACUAAGUUUUAUGUUGUUUGUUAUGCAGCAACACUCUGGGGCAGUGAGGAAGCCUGACUCAGUGGAACAUAGACUCAGCCCAUACUUUCCAUGGUUCUAAGGUUUUUUGUUUGUUUGUUUUUCUAAGAUUCUUUUCAUGCAUUCAUGAGAGACAGAAAGAGAGAAGCAGAGACACAGGCAGAGAGAGAAGCAGGCUCCCUGCAGGAAGAUCAACGCGGGACCCGAUCCCUGGACUCCAGGACCACGCUCUGGGCCGAAGGCAGCUGAGCCAUCCAGGGAUCCCCCGGUUCUAAGGUUUUUAGGGAGCUUGGACCACCCCUGAAGCCCCACAGGGGCUUAGGUUUCUAUUUGGCACCUCUGUCAAAGCUGCAGACCAAAUCAGGUAACCCACCAGACCAGGCCUGGAAUCUAUCCAAACUAACUGCUGAACUACCUGAUAUAUUCUAAUAUACAUCCUAUCUCUGCAACUGGAAGUAGCUACUGCUGUUAAAACUGGAAAAGGCCAAGUUUAUGCCUUCAACACCCUGUACUUUGCAGCCAAUUAGAAUGGAUGCAAUCUGGAUGCUACUUUAAAAAGUAACUCACACCCAAACCUUUACCAUUUCUGUACAUCAACUGCUAAGAAUAUGAAAAUGGAUAGUCAGAAGUUUUAGUAUCCUUCUUUGGGAUUUCCUUUUCAUUUUUCUGGUAUUAGAAUUGAUUAUUCCUAACAACUAUUUUAAAGAAUAAAUGGAGACCACUAUUCAACACUGUAACUAAAAACAAACAAACAAAAAAAAAAACACUGUAACUGAUGAAGGAACUGUGAGUUUUUUUAAAUGCGUAUUCUGAGAUGUACCAUUUUGAUACCUUUAAAAACCAGAUGCUUUUUACUAUAUUCACAUAAAGUAAAUAUGGGAAAAACCCUUCUUUUUUUGAUCCAGGAUUUUUUUUUUUUGAUCCAGGAUUUUAUCUGGCUUUAAACUCAGGAAUAUGGUAGGCCAGACUGAAAUUUCAUUUUUACAACCUUUCAGAGAUAGUAAAUUAUAAAUGACUUCUUAUAUGUAUGAUAUAUAUUUGAAAAGUGGAUUACAUAUGACUUCUGCAGAAUUUAAAUUUUUACUCCUAGAAUUCUAUGUAUGAGCUACAGGUUUCCAUUCUGAUAAACAUCUAAGACUUUAUACCUUUUUGUGCGUGUGUGCCUUAUCCCCAGUGUAUUUUUAUCACCUCUGGGGGCCCCAAAUGGAGUCAGAAUUUAGAAUGACAAUUAGUCAUUAGAUCCACCUAUCUUCCUUCACCUUCCCCACAGAUGCUUUAAGUGAGAGGGUGAUGUGUUAUGUCAUCCAUGUGUAAAAUGUCUUGACACUUCUUACAAUAACAUGCAUCACAUUUAUAUCUUGUUUUUAGUCUACUGCAUAAAAUAAUGUCAUCAGCAAAGACAUCCCAAGGAGAAUCACACUCUGUAGGAUGUUUGCUUGUACUUAAAUACAUUAUUCUAUAUGGUAAUUGCCCAGUAUUCAUUACUUCGUGUCUGUAUUAGAGAUCUGCUUUCUUGUCACAUUGACUGGUUUCAUGUAGAAUUGGUAAUGAACUUUCAUUUCUCUCUUCAGAGGGUACCAGUUUUUAAACUUACUAAUUCUAGUUUGCCAAUGUACAUGUCCUAACUAGAUAAUAUGUUUUGAUAAUAAAAUAUUGUAUCAAUGUUUCGAUUAUAAAAAAUAAUGUAUGGUUUAUGAUUACUAAAGUGUUCCUUUUACUUCCUUUUCUCAGAAGAUCCCCAAAUCACAGUUCAUUCAUUGACACUUUCAUUCAACAUAUAGUCAUUGAGGCACUAUGACAUAAUAAGAUAUGUAUUUGAGGGCAGCCCCAGUGGCGCAGCGGUUUAGAGCCGCCUGCAGCCAGGGGUGUGAUCCUGGAGACCUGGGAUCGAGUCCCAUGUCGGGCUCCCUGCAUGGAGCCUGCUUCUCCCUCUGCCUGUGACUCUGUCUCUCUCUCUCUCUCUUUCUCUCUCUGUGUCUCUCAUGAAUAAAUAAAUAAAAUCUUAAAAAAAAAGAUAUGUA